AUGGACCCUAUGGCAGGAGCCUACCUAAGGAUGCUUGCACUUCUUUCUGUGCAGACCUGGAACACAGAAGUGGCCAGGGACACUGGAUAUGAAGGUCCUGCCCACGGGACCUGGGAGACCCAAGCAAGUAUAGCCACAGGACUCAGUGUUUUGGGGCAGAAGUCUCUCAAAGCUUCCUUCAAUUCUGUGUAUAAAGAAGGGUUCCUGAAACUGGGAUUGAUGCAUAAAGUAACCAUAUUGAGUGAUUUACCUAGACCAUCCAGCAUCGUGGAUAUUUUUUGGAGCGGAGGAUUAUUGAAAGAAUUUAACCAAGACAGGAAAAUGGGAGAAACAGAGGAUGAGGAAUUUGAAACACUAGAAGAUACAGGCCUGAGUCAAUUUGCAAUUUCUAUGUUUGGAGUUCUCUGGAAAUCCCUUGCACACCAGUUGCUGUUGGCAGUUUUGCUGAAAAUGACCUCACGAGAUCCAUCUGAACCAAGUGAUUUUCUGGAUCAGUUUCCUGAAGUCUCUGGUCCCAGUAGAAGAAGUCAUAGCAUCAGCUUCCAAGAAUUCCAGAAGAUUUCUGAUUUAAUUUUUGAAAACGACUCCAGAAGCAGAGACCCUCCUAUUCAAGGAGAGGAAAAUGAGGACUUUGUGACCAAGAAGGAGUCUGAGUCUCCACUCUUCUCUUUCUGUGAUGAAAAUCAAAUGACAAUAAAGGAGCCCCAAAGGUCAAAGACACUCAAUUCAGGCACUUUGGAAGAGCUGGUGGAUCACUUGGUGCCUGCCCAUCUGAUGGGGGAACCCAUUUUCAUCCCCACCUUUCUGUCCACCUACAGAAGGUUUAGCAACCCCCAGCAGGUACUGGACCUGCUUUUCAAAAGAGAUGCUGAAAUCCUUCCCUAUUCCAGUGAGAAUGUCAUCCCACAAGACCAGCUCAGAAAUGCCAUCUCCUCCAUCUUGGGCAUGUGGCUGGAUCUGUACUCAGAGGAUUUCUGCCAACCCCUGCAAAGUUCAUGCUUCAAGAACCUAAUGGCUUACCUACAAUCGUACAUGCCUGGUUCCGAUGUGGAAUGUCGUGCCACCUUUCUCCUGGCCCAGAUGGAGGCCCUGGAGUCCAACAAGGCUGAGACUCAAGAUCUUUCAUCAGGCCAAAAUCUUUAUGAAGACGUGAAGCCAACCCAAUCUUCAGCUGUGGUUCCCUGCCUAACAGGAGAAACAACAUCAUAUUCAUUGAGUGAGCCAGCUCCAUGUGUGGCUCUGGCGCCUGGCCCCAUUGGGGCCAAUGACUCUAGUUCUGAGUUGGAGCCCAAAUCGGAAUUUGGGCAAAUCCCAUUUUGGGUGCCAAGCCCAGCAGGAGAAUUGGCAUCAGCUUCAUGGCUGGAGCCAACUCCACCUGUGGCUCUAGUGUCCAGCUCAGCAGAAGAAUCUUCAGCUAGCUUAUUCCUAGAGCCUACUUCAUCUGAGGCUCUAGAGACCAGCUCAGCAGGAAAACCAUCAUUAGCUAGGUCAGACCUAGAGCCUAUGCCACUUGUGGCUUUGGUGCCCAUGGCAGCAGGAGAACCAUCAUCAGAUCCUUUAGACCUAGAGCCUACUCCAUCUGUGGCUCUUGAGCCCAGCUCAGCAGGAGAACCAACACCAUGUAUAGAUCUUGUACAAAAGUCAGCUCUAGAUCCUGCUCUUGAGCUUGAGGCAGUCCCUGUUGCGGAUCAAGAGCCUAAGCCACAUGAGGAACCAACUCCAGAGCUUGAGACAGCAGUCCCAGCUUCCACUGAUUCUGAGCCUGAUGCAGCAUUAGCUUCCUCAGGACACCCUUCCAGUCUUCCAUGUGCAACCUCACAGAACUGGAUGAACAAGGAGAAGCUUGAUUUCUUGGCUUUUCCUCCUGAUCUGGUGGCAGAGCAACUCACCAUGAUGGAUGCGGAGCUAUUCAAAAAGGUAGUGCCCUACCAGUGUCUGGGCUCUAUCUGGUCCAAGAGUGAUACAAAGGCCAAGGAGCACGUAGCCCCUUCCAUCUGGGCCAGCAUCACACAUUUCAACAAUGUAUCCUCCUGUGUAAUAACAAGCUGCCUUGGGGAUGACAGCACAAAAGCAUCAGAGAGAGCCCUUUUGGUUCAGCACUGGAUCGGGGUAGCCUGGGAUUGCCGAGUCCUGAGGAACUUCUCCUCCCUGUUUGCCAUCAUCUCUGCCCUGCAGAGUUCUUCCAUCCAUCGCCUGAAGAAGACAUGGGAAAAGGUUUCCAGAGACAGCAUCAGAAGAUUCCAGAAACUUUCAGAGAUAGUUUCUCCUGAAAAUAACCACUGCAGGUGCCGAGAGCUGCUAUUCAAGGAGACUUCCAAGUUUUCCACCAAGCUGAAGAAGGCCAAGAGAGGUCAGAGGCAGUCAAAGGAGAUGGUUAUGGUCAAGGGCACUAUUCCCUACCUGGGAACAUUCUUGAAGGACCUGGUCAUGAUUGACACUGCUUUUCAAGACUUCCUGGAUGAGGGAAUAAUUAACUUCCACAAGUUGAGGAAGGAAUACGAUGUGAUGGAGCAGGUGAGGCAGCUGCAGUCCACCUGCAGUUAUUAUAACAUCGUACGAGAGGCACACUUUGUUGCUUGGUUCCAGGGCCUAGAGCGGCUUAGUGAGAAGGCCAGUUAUGAACUUUCCUGUGCACUGGAGCCCCGGACCCAGACCAACAACAAGAGCAUUACUGCCAAGAAGCGCUUAGGAAUUGGCAAGGCCUGGAAGAACCACCAGACCCAGAGAACUGACUUCAGUAGCAGUGGCAGCUCCCAGCGCAUGCCAUUGGACCUGGCCAAGUGUGGCCCUGGCAACAGCAGUGGGGACAUGACAGAAGUGCCCUCAGACAACAACAUGAAGCCGCCUGUCUCAUCAAGUUCCAACAUGGACCUCAACAGGAGCCUCAUAGAUGAAUCCUCCAAAGUCCUGGAAAAGGUCAAGGAAUCAGCCUCCCCCUCAUCUCCAGGAACUUCAGAGACCUCCUUGUCUUCCACCACCACCUUCACACCCUCAGUCAUUACCAAAUCUGGGGCUAACAGAGGCAACAUCAAGAGUCCUGCAUCUGAGGUCAGAAGCAAGAGCUCCACCAUGCCUCUAUAUAACAAGCAGAUUGGAGACUCCUGUGUCAUUAGGGUGAGCCUACAAGAGGACACAGGAAAUGUAUACAAAAGUAUCCUGGUAACAAGCCAGGAGAAGACCCAGGAUAUCAUCCUUAAGGCCGUAAAGAAACAUUUCUUGCACGGUUACCAGCCAGAGCACUUGGAACUGGUCCAGAUCAUAUCAGAGGAUAAAAAGCUGAGAAUCCCUGGGGAUGCUAAUCUUUUCUAUGCGAUGAACAGCAUGGCAAAAUACAAUUUUAUGCUGCAGAAGUUGACCUACUCCAGAGGAACAGUCAAGCAUGGAGCCAGGUCCACCCUACCUGAAGAGAAAGGAUUGAAAAAUUGA
This is a messenger RNA of Perognathus longimembris pacificus (Pacific pocket mouse), 3426 nucleotides long. RefSeq names its product ral guanine nucleotide dissociation stimulator-like. Gene Ontology annotation, molecular function: guanyl-nucleotide exchange factor activity. Lineage: Eukaryota; Metazoa; Chordata; Mammalia; Rodentia; Heteromyidae. The record is from RefSeq and is a predicted model, not a curated record. Gene Ontology annotation, biological process: Ras protein signal transduction; positive regulation of GTPase activity. Gene Ontology annotation, cellular component: plasma membrane.